Pseudovirgaria hyperparasitica is the source of this 1968-nucleotide messenger RNA. RefSeq names its product FAD-binding domain-containing protein. Bases 267 to 1871 code for a protein of 534 amino acids. Gene Ontology annotation, molecular function: FAD binding. NCBI's taxonomy places the organism in Eukaryota, Fungi, Ascomycota, Dothideomycetes, Acrospermales, Acrospermaceae. The record is from RefSeq and is a predicted model, not a curated record. The transcript has 2 exons.
GUGGAUUAGACACAAACAAAAGAAACUCAGAAGCGAAAGCCAUGAGCUUAACCAAUAGAUUGUCCUGCUCGGACCGGGCUAGGCACAGCCUUGCAAAGCUGCCGUACCGCAAUGGGCCUGCUAGGGGAACGAAUUGGAAUAUAAAAUAGUAAAGAAAAGUGACUUAUAAGUCACGGUGUCUCUCACUUCACCGAUUUUCUGUUACAGUUGUACAGCAUCUCGUCAGGCAAUCAUUCAAGGUUGACCCAAUUCCCAUCUUUUCGAAUAUGCGAUUCAAUCACUUCGUCAUCGCCGUUGCAUUGGCAUCGGCCCGUUGCGUGCAAGGCCGUCCGAGUUCGCCGUCGGAUUCUGUGUUACAGAUCCUCUACUCUAUACCUCAAGGCAACAACACUGAACUCAAGGGCCUUGUGCAGGAAGCACGUCCAAUCAUUGAUUCUAUUGGCAGCCAAAAACCGCCAAACGAUCAGGCACAGCGUAACGAGAAUGCUUGUACAAUUCUCAAAACUGUUCUGAGAGGUCACUACACCGAUUCGACGAAUCAAGUAUCCUACGAUACACUCCUUCAGAAGAACUAUGCAUCCCAAUGCCACCUUCCACCAGCUUGCUUUAUUACACCAAACAGCAAUGCUGCAGUCGCAAUCACCCUCAAGAUCAUUGAUCUUACUCAAGCGAAGUUCUCCGUCCGCUCAGGGGGACACAAUGUAAAUCCGGGCUGGGCAGGCGUCUCACACGGCGUGAUAAUCGACACGCAAGAGUUGAAUACCAUUCAGCUUCGUCCGGACAGAUCCAGCGUACGAGUGGGCACCGGUAACCGCUUUGGUACUGUUCAGGAAUACCUGGAUCCAUACAAUGUGAGUGUGGUCUCUGGUCACACUGUCCAGCCCGGUGUGGGUGGUGUUCUUCUUGGAGGUGGGUUGCCUCUGGUGAGUACCUACACAGGGAUGGGUGCCGACAACAUCAAAAGCGCAGAGGUCAUCACCAGUGACAGUCGAGUUGUUAUCGCCAGUGCGACAGAGAAUCCUGAUCUGUUCCGUGCACUCAAAGGUGGUGUCAACAACUUUGGUAUAGUCACGCAUUUCGAGCUUUAUACUAGCAAAGUUCAUGACAUCUGGUUCCGCGCACUGGUAUAUUCAUCUCUUGAUCCCUUACCGGUCUUUGACGCUCUACAAAAAACCCAGGUGGCGAUGGAGUCUGACGACAAAGCUGGAUUGGUCUUCACGAUUCUCCCUUUCGGAGGGUUCAUGGUAGAUUUUUUCUACGUUGAGCCUACCUAUCAGCCCGAGGUAUUCGCUGCGUUUGAUGCUCUCACGCCAGUCUCUGCUAUUCAUGAUGCUGUCAAUGGCACUGUGUAUUCAAUCAUGCAGAACCUGACCAACCACCUCCCACCAGCAAAUCGCUAUAGCACUUCGUGCACAAUCCGCGUUGAUACAGAUCUCUACACAUCCGUGUACAACCGUUAUCAUGAGAUGACACAGAAGUACUCAACGAAUACUACGGCCUUUCAAAUGGUAAUGCAUCCUUAUGGAUCGGCGACGACUCGCAUCUCGAAGGAACGGGGUGGUAAUGUAAUGGGCGAUAUUAAUGGGGCGCAAACAAUUCUGACGUAUGGUGCUCAAUGGACUGACGACAGGGAUAAUGAGAAGAUCUACGAUAUUGUAGAUGAGAUAACCCAAGCUACUAUCGAUGAGGCGGAGCAGCGCGGGUUGGACGAAAAGUUCAUCUUUGCAAAUGGAGGAUCGUUCACACAGAAUGUCCUGGCUAGCUACGGAGAAGAGAACCUGAAGCACAUCCGCGCUGCAAGUAAGAAGUUUGACAGGAAGCAGAUGUUUCAGAGCUUGCAGAAUGGUGGGUUCCUGGUCAGCCGUGCAUGAUUGUAGUUGUACAUACAUAGACAUCUUCCCUUAUAUGUUAGACCCCCUUUAUUAGUCCAAAUCAAACCAACUCGUCGCUCCAUCUAAAAGCUUCACC